Darwinula stevensoni is the source of this 2886-nucleotide messenger RNA. The record is from the annotation of a GenBank genome assembly. NCBI's taxonomy places the organism in Eukaryota, Metazoa, Arthropoda, Ostracoda, Podocopida, Darwinulidae.
AAAUCAUUUUCCUUUUGUUGCAGGUGGUAGUCCAUGAUAUAUUUCAGUAAAUAAGGUGACUUGGCUUGAAGUUACAAGGCAAUAUUUAGGCCUGUUCAGUUCAGCCAGUAUAGACAGUAUAGUCAUUGGAGGGAGGACUUUGGAGGAGACAUCAUCAGCACCACAUCACCAUGAGUGUGAUCAUCCGACUGCAGAACUUGCCUUGGGCAGCAAAUGCCCUAGACAUCCGUCAGUAUUUCCGAGGACUUUCAAUCCCAGAAGGAGGAGUUCAUAUAGUUGGUGGAGAACAAGGCGAUGCUUUCAUUGCAUUCAGCACCGAUGAGGACGCACGUCAGGCGAUGAUGAUGGACGGAGGGAAAAUAAAAGAAGUGUGCGUCCGCCUCUUGUUGAGCAGUCGAACCGAGAUGCAAAAGGUGAUCGAGAUGGCGCGCUCCCAGAGCAUGGUGUUGCAAGGAAUGGUCCCACCGGCGCCUGCACCCCCACCCAUCAUCCCCACCAUCCCUCUUCAGCCCAAUAAUCCGAUCCAGAUGUCCUUCCCAGCGAUGCCCACGCAGAUGUCCAUGUCGAUGACGGCGACGCCUGGAAAUCUCGCGAUUCAACCUGCACUGAACGCUCAGAAGACAGAUCCCCUGCUACCGAAUGCAGACAACAGAUCUGCGGACAGAAAGGAUCGGGACAGGGACAGGGAUCGGAAGGAUCGAGACCGAGACAAAGACAGGAAUCGUGGAGAUCGGGAUCGGCGGCCUCGCGAUGUCGAUAGAAAUCGAAACCGAGAUAGAAAUCGGGAUAAGGACCGGAAAAGUCGAAGCCGAAGCAAGGAGCGUAGACGAAGAACCCGAUCCCAAUCGCGAGAUCGAGUUCGGGACCGACGAGACCGAGACCGUGAUCGCGACAGGAAUAGAGAUCGCGAUCGUGAUGCAAAGGGGAACUCAAGUCGAGAUACGUCUCAAACCCGAGACCGAAUCACUACACCGCGUCCUGAUGGUCCUGCAGUGGGUGGGGGUCUCCUCCCCAUACCAGAGAUACCAAAGAGGGAAAUCGAACCGUGGGACCGAGGAGCACGGAGACGACGAUGGGACGGAGACGAUGCAUUGGGCCAGGGAAAUCCAGAGCAGCAACCGAUGGAAGAUCCCGGCAGACCCUGGUCGUGGAAUAACGGUCGGGUCCCCCAAGGCAUGGAUGCGGACAUUGACGAUUACCCACCGGUCAGAGGCGGAGGAAGAGGGCCAAGACCCGGGAAUCCCGUCCGGCAGCCUCUGCUUCAGACUCCUGGAGUAAUGGACGGUCAACACCCCCGUCUUGCCAUGGAAGAAAUGCCUGCUCCCAACACGUGCAUCGAGAUUCGGAACUGUCCUCUAGAUCUCACUCAUCGGGACCUACGCGAGUUCUUUUCUGGGCUCAGAGUCGCCGACAUCAAGAUCAUCAACGACAACGCUGGGAAGAGAACUGGGAUUGCGUACGUCCGAUUCAUGAAAUUGGAAGACAAGGACAUGGCCGAGGGGAAGUCAGGGGAGAUCUUAAAAGACAGUCGCCUGGAGAUCUUGCACCUUCCCGAUGACAUCUUCGACAGGGCCAUGGACAUGAACAGCCCCAAGAACGAUCCCUAUCUUCAGCGUUCGGGAGGACCUAUGUAUGACGACCUGGAUACGAAUGUCCUCAAGCUCAUCGGAGUGCCAGUCGGAUGUGUCGAAGCCGACGUUUUCGAGUUCUUCAGAGAUUUCAACGUCGUGGACGUGAUCGUGGACGUAGACAGGCGAGGCCAGUCCACCGGGCUCGCAUUUGCACUGUUCAGAACCCCCAUCGAAGCCAAGGAAGCUUUUCGCAGCCUGAGGCGAGAAUACUUCCAGGAGAGAUCCAUCCGCCUGGAUUUUGGUAGCACCAGCGAGAUGACACGAUGCAGAGCGCGACAAGGGGGUGACGACAUCAUGCCUCACGACAUCAUUCACAUUCGGGGACUCCCGCCGAAGAUCUCCGUCCGGGAGGUUGCCAGGAUCCUGGGUCGUCUCCCCAUGGAUCUGGGCAGGAUCUUCAUCAUCAAUCUGGGCAACGUGAGCGAGGCCAUCAUUGAUGGCGUGCGGCCCUAUGAUGUCCCUCUUUUUCUGGAACUCAACGGAGUCAUCAUCCAUGAAUUUCCGUUAAGGGUGAACCAGAUCGACCCGACAACGAAAGAUGAGAUUUUGAUGCAGUCUCGAGGAGGGAACAGAGUCGACGAAGAUGGAUUCAUGCCCAGAGGCAGUGAUAUGCUACCCAAUCCCCGUCCUUACGGCAUGGGGAUGAUGAGACCCCGAUUUGGAGGACCCAUGGGGAUGGGGGCUCCCCGAGGUUCCAGACCUCUCUUGGGCAUGAGACACCCACGAAUGUUUAUGGGAUCCCGUGGUGGGUUCAUGGGUCCUCGGGGUGGACCCAUGAACAUGCAUCCCAGGUUCUCCGGGACACCCCAGGGUCCGGGCUCUACCGGAGGACCCCCCUCGGAUGGGAAUGAGGAAGAUGGGAGCAUGCUUUCCAGCUUUGGUAACCCUGGUUGUGUGGUGGGCAUGGAGAACGUCCCCUACCGAGCCGGAGUCGAAGACAUCCUCGACUUCUUCAAGGACUACAAGGUGCACAAAGACAAUGUGAUUCGCCGUUACGACGAAGAUGGGAAGCCGACAGCGGAGGCUCGGGUGGCAUUCGAGACUCCCGCUGACGCCCAGGCCGCUGUCGAAGCCCUAAACGAACAGCAAAUGCAAGGCCGAGCUAUCUAUCUCGCCAUCAUCUGAUUUGUUUCUUUUUUUUUCCGUUCUUCAUCCCUAUUGUAUAUCUGUCAUUGAAAUGUCGCCAUUUUGUUUAUGUUCAUGCACUUCAUUUGCUCCACUGCUGAAUAAAAUAUUUGUUUUUGUUGUGUAGAAA